AUUGUAAACAAAGAUUGAAAAACGUGUCGCCUAGAAUUGGUUAACUCAGUAAAAAAAAAAAAAAUUUGAAAAUUUCAUGAUAAAAUAAUAGUGUAUUAGUAUUACUAUUCUUGAAAAUAUUGUGUUAUAGUAUAUGAGUUCAGUGCCAAAUAAAACUGCAUAAUAAAAAUUAGUUAAAGUGUAUGCAGGUAUAUAAUUUUUGUAAAGAGCAAUAAUAAGAAAAUAAAAACAACGAAAAAAAUAAAAAAAAUAAUGAUAUUGUGUCACCAUAAUAGUAAAAUCAAAACAACGCUGGAGGUCUGGUGACGGCGGUAUGCCCGGUGGUUAUUAAAGGAAACGGAUUAUGGGUUGGAUGGUCUGGUAUGCAUUUAAGUGAUACUGAAGAAAUCCCAGAAUCAAAUCCAAACGAUCACACUCCAACAGCUGGUCUAAAAUCAGCUCAAGUUGUUUCUGUCAAUAUUGAUCCCGAGGUGUUUGACAGUUAUUACAAUGGUUGCUGCAAUAAAACUUUUUGGCCGCUUUUUCAUUCUAUGCCUGGGCGUGCUACAUUUAGUGCCGAUCAUUGGCGUAAUUAUGUUAAAGUCAACAAACAUUUUGCAACAAAAACCAUUGAUGCCCUUCAGAGGAUUCACAAAAACAAUAACCAAAGUGCCCCUAUAGUUUGGAUACAUGAUUAUCAUUUGAUGUUGGCAGCAAAUUGGGUACGUGAAGAAGCCGAAAUAAAAAAUUUAUCCUGUAGAGUUGCAUUCUUUUUGCAUAUACCUUUUCCACCAUGGGACAUUUUUCGUCUAUUUCCAUGGUCUGAUAUGGUACUUCAGGGAAUGUUAGGCUGUGAUAUGGUAGGUUUUCAUAUUCAAGAUUAUUGUCUGAAUUUUAUUGAUUGCUGUCAAAGAAAUUUGGGAUGUCGAGUAGAUCGCAAUAAUUUAUUAGUAGAACAUGGUGGAAGGACUGUCCGUAUUCGACCACUACCAAUUGGAAUACCUUAUGAUCGAUUCGUUGAACUAGCCACGAAAGCACCAAAAGUUAUCAAAACGAAACACAAAGUUAUUUUAGGAGUUGAUCGCCUAGAUUAUACAAAGGGCUUGGUUAAUCGUUUAAGAGCUUUUGAAAAGUUGCUUGAAAAACAUCCUGAACUUAUAGGACGUGUUAGUUUAUUACAAAUUUCAGUUCCCUCAAGAACGGAUGUAAAAGAAUAUCGCGAGCUUAAAGAGGAAAUGGAUCAGUUGGUUGGGAGAAUUAAUGGGCGUUUUACUAAUGCAAACUGGGCUCCCAUUCGUUAUAUUUAUGAUUAUGUUGCUCAAGAUGAACUAGCUGCUUUAUACAGAGACGCUGCUGUCUGUCUUGUUACUCCAUUAAGAGAUGGUAUGAACUUAGUUGCAAAAGAAUUCGUUGCUUGUCAAAUAAAUGAAUCACCUGGUGUCUUAAUCAUCUCGCCAUUUGCUGGAGCAGGGGAAAUGAUGCAUGAGGCUUUGCUUUGUAAUCCAUAUGAAGUGAAUGAUGCUGCUGAAAUUAUUCACCGUGCUCUAACAAUGCCUGAAGAUGAAAGAGUUUUAAGAAUGAACCGCUUAAGACGUAGAGAACAGCUUCAUGACGUAGGACAUUGGAUGAGAUGUUUUUUAAAAGCAAUGGGAACUCUUGAACAAGAUGAUGUGGGGUCUACAGUCAUGCAGCCAGUUUCAAUUGAUGAUUUUGAUCAAUACUUAUUGAAGUACAUCGGAUAUAACCACAAACUCGCUUUAUUGCUUGACUAUGACGGCACUUUAGCACCAAUUGCUCCUCAUCCUGAUUUAGCUAUCUUAUCACCAGAAACAAGAAACAUUCUAUUUAAACUUUCAAAUCAUUCUGAUUUAUAUGUAGCAAUUAUCUCUGGAAGAAAUGUGGAUAACGUAAAAAAAAUGGUUGGAAUCGACAAAAUUACUUACGCAGGAAAUCAUGGCUUAGAGAUUUUACACCCAGAUGGUAGUAAGUUCGUUCAUCCUAUGCCAAUUGAAUGGGAAGAAAAAGUUAGUGAAUUAUCAAAGGCCUUGCAGGACGCUGUAUGUCACGAUGGGGCUUGGGUAGAAAAUAAAGGUGCAAUUUUAACCUUCCAUUAUCGCGAAACCUCCCCAGAACUGAGAUCACAUUUGGUUGAACAAGCUAGGAUUUUAAUCUCCAAAUCAGGUUUUAAGCCAGUUGAAGCCCACUGUGCUUUAGAAGCCCGUCCGCCAGUUCAGUGGAAUAAAGGUCGUGCUUCAAUUUACAUUUUGAGGACAGCUUUCGGAGUAGAUUGGACAGAGCGUAUAAAAAUAAUUUACGUUGGAGAUGAUUUGACUGAUGAGGACGCUAUGGUGUCGCUUAAAGGUAUGGCUAGAACAUUUCGUGUAACAUCAUCUGAUAUUGUACAAACCGCUGCAGAUCACCGUCUGCCGUCGACGGACUCAGUCUAUACAAUGUUAAAAUGGAUUGAAAGACACUUCAUGGGACGCAAAGCUCGUGCUAAUUCGCUGACAUUCCGGAAUAGAAAAGAAGAUUGCGUUAAAUCCCACAUGUCUUAUGACUCUCUUUCACCUUCAUCCACAAAUAAUUCAAUUGAUUGCGAUCAUCUUUAGCGAACUAAGUACAAAUCUAAAUUUAUGUAUUAGAAUGUGUAUCUUUCGUGCAGUAAAACUUAAAAUCGCUAUCUUACAUUUUAAAUUACUUUUUACGGUAAAUACUAAAUUGGAUCUAUAGAGGGAACUAUGUAAGGAGAGGUUUAAUGAUGCUAUAUGAAAAAUAUGGUUUAAGCAGCUUUAUCUGAAAACAUAAUAAACAAUGUAAACAUAAUACGUUAUGUAUGUAAAAUAUUGAUUUAAAAAAACAUGUAAAGUAAAUUCUCUUUUAUCAGAAGUUAUAAUUAAAUUAUUAUGGAACGAAUUUUUUAUUGCAAAUUUAUAAUUUGAUAAAAUCAUAUUAUGACAUAAUUUGAUAAGAACUUUGAAUUUUCAUAGUUUAAAUGGUUUUAUAAGAAUUUGUAUAACUUCUAUAAAGGAUAUGUGUAAAUACAUAUAGGUUGUAUGUUUAUAUUACGUGUUCACA
This is a messenger RNA of Condylostylus longicornis, 3054 nucleotides long. RefSeq lists its product as uncharacterized. NCBI's taxonomy places the organism in Eukaryota, Metazoa, Arthropoda, Insecta, Diptera, Dolichopodidae. Gene Ontology annotation, molecular function: catalytic activity. Gene Ontology annotation, cellular component: alpha,alpha-trehalose-phosphate synthase complex (UDP-forming); cytosol. The transcript has 6 exons. The record is from RefSeq and is a predicted model, not a curated record. Gene Ontology annotation, biological process: trehalose biosynthetic process. The coding region runs from base 363 to 2588 and encodes 741 amino acids.